GCUUCCGGGUCCGGCUCGAGAGGCGCAAACAAACGAGAAUCUGCCAUGGCAACAGCAACAACCGGUGGUGCCUUCGUGUUGAUCGUGGCGCUAUUAAACUUGUCUUUAGCGGACAAGUUAAAGUACAAACCGGCCACAAAACCUGUCAGGUUAUUCACCGAGGAGGAACUUCGGAGGUACGACGGCAACCGCGAGGGCGAGCCCAUCUACUUGGCAAUAAAAGGGGUGGUGUUCGACGUGACCAAAGGAAAAGAGUUUUACGGCAAAGGAGCGCCUUACAACGCUCUGGUGGGGAAGGACUCCACUCGAGCCGUGGCCAAGAUGUCGCUCAAGCCAGAAGACCUGACAUCGGAUACCUCGGACCUGACGCCGGAGCAACUCCGGUCCCUGGAGAGCGUCUUCGAGGGCACGUACAAAGUCAAGUACCCCAUCGUGGGCUACACGGCUGCGCGCGUCCUCAACCAGGACGGGAGUCCCAACGAGGACUUCAAGCCGGAGGACCAGCCGCACUUUCACAUCAAAGAUGAGUUUUGACCUCAUCUUCCUCAUAUUUCUAUCAUUUUUAGAAUUUAUUAGCAUCGUUUGGAUGAUGCUUUGUGAGCUGUUACUGAAUUUUAAACACUUGUGUACAUUUGAAAUGUGACUGACUGACUUUUGUUGAAUAAACACAGCCUGCCUUUCAUUCAUUUCUUUCUG
Syngnathoides biaculeatus (alligator pipefish) is the source of this 696-nucleotide messenger RNA. It is a transcript of the gene nenf, whose product is annotated as neudesin neurotrophic factor. The transcript has 4 exons. The coding region runs from base 46 to 534 and encodes 162 amino acids. The record is from RefSeq and is a predicted model, not a curated record. Gene Ontology annotation, cellular component: membrane; endomembrane system. Lineage: Eukaryota; Metazoa; Chordata; Actinopteri; Syngnathiformes; Syngnathidae.